Messenger RNA from Cyphellophora europaea CBS 101466, 1593 nucleotides. RefSeq lists its product as uncharacterized. Gene Ontology annotation, biological process: transmembrane transport. Gene Ontology annotation, molecular function: transmembrane transporter activity. The transcript is spliced from 5 exons. Lineage: Eukaryota; Fungi; Ascomycota; Eurotiomycetes; Chaetothyriales; Cyphellophoraceae. The coding region runs from base 1 to 1593 and encodes 530 amino acids. Gene Ontology annotation, cellular component: membrane. The record is from RefSeq and is a predicted model, not a curated record.
AUGAGCAAAGCAGAGAUCAGUGUCGCUCAAGACCGCGCGUCUUCCGAAGAAGGAGCAAACCCGGUACUGACGGCCGAGACAGCGGUGCAGGCCGUCAAAGCAGGUCGCGCGAAAGAUGUCGACAUUGCCGCGCAUUUCAUCGCAGAGCAUGGCCAAGAGCUACGCGGCAAUGAGUACACCAAGGAGGAGGAGAAGAAGCUCAUCCGGAAGGUUGAUUGGCGACUCGUACCGAUUCUCUUCGUUUGCGCUACACUCUCCGGUCUCGACAAAACAGCCAUCUCAGCCGCCGCCAUCUACGACUUGCGAGAGGACCUCAACUUGACCGGGCAGCAGUACUCCUGGUGCGGCUCCGCGCCUUUCUUCGGCGGCUUGGUCUUCAUGGGACCGGCUGCGUAUUGUCUGCAAAAGAUGCCUGUCGUCACCUUCUUCUCAGCCAACGUCCUCUGCUGGGGUAUUGCUGAGAUGGCCAUGGCUGCAUGCACGAACUUCACGGGACUGUUCAUCUGCCGCUUUUUGCUUGGCGGCUUCGAGGCUUUGCUCAUCCCUGCCGUCACUCUGCUGGUUGCCAUGUGGUAUCGCCCAGAGGAACAACCACGGCGCAACUCCAUCAUCUUGAACGUCAUUGCCCCGAUCUGCAAUGGUUUCAUCGCCUGGGCCGUCUCCUACCACCGCGGGCCCUUCGCCACCUGGAAGAUCAUCUUCCUGACCCUCGGCGCCUUCACCAUCCUCUGGUCCCUCGUCGUCUACUUCUUCCUCCCCAACAACCCUCUGGAAGCCAGCUUCCUCUCGGCGCGCGAAAAGCUGAUCAUCAUCCAACGCAAAUCCGCCGACAACACGGGCAUGGAGAACAAAGCCUUCAAGCCGCACCACAUCAAGGAAGCGCUCCUGCAGGACCCCAAGACGUGGCUGAUCUGGUUCGCCAUCGUGGCGCUGCAGGUCCCCAACGGCGGCCUCUCGACCUUCAACACGCUCAUCAUCCAAGGCCUGGGCUUCAGCAAGCUGCAGACCUCGCUGCUCGCCAUGCCCCCCGGCGCCAUGUCCACGCUCAGCGGCAUCGCCCUCUCCUUCCUCGCCUCCACCACCCGCCGCUACCGCACCCUCAUGAUCUCCGUCGCCAUCUUGCUGCCGCUGCUCGGCGCCCUGUUGUGCUUCGCCCUCCCCCGCUCCAACCUCGCGGGCCAGCUCGUCGGUCUCUACAUUCUUUAUACGUACUGGGCCCCCUACGUCACGCUCGUCAGCGUCUACCAGGCCAACAUCGCGGGCCACACCAAGAAGACGGCGCUGUUCGCGUGGUAUUUCAUCGCGUGGACGCUGGGCAACAUCAUCGGCCCGCAGACGUUUCGCGCCGAUCAGGCGCCCGCGUACGUGGGUGGCACGGUGGCUAUGAUCGUGUGCUAUGGCGUCGCCAUGGUCAUGAUUCUGUCGUAUGGCUUGGUGUGUCGGCUGGAGAAUCGGAGGAGGGCUGCCGAGGCAGAGAGAGCGGCGGCGACGGGCGAUGGGGACGGGGCUGGGGCGGCGGUGGUGGUGGGCGGAGAGAAUGAUUGGUUGGAUCUGACGGAUAGGGAGAAUAGGAAGUUCGUGUAUACGACUUGA